UGGAUCGCGAGCCACUGCGCUGUGAACGGUGUGCGGGACUGACUGCGGACGCAGCGGAUCCACGGUUGAGCGCUGAACAACUCCAAACAAGAUCCAAGGCUAAAAGACGCGUCACUUACUCGCAGAGGAAACGCCGAAUUGCUGGAGUUUCCCCAUCUGUUUAUAUCCUUGAGACGAUUUUUUUUUGCACCUUUCGGCACGCGAGGCAGGAGCGGACAGUAACUGAUAUCCAGUCUUUCAGCAUGCGCUAAAAAUCCAGAUCAUACAAUAUAAGAAGCAGCAAAACUCGGGAGUUUACUUUCAUGGUUCUUUUUGAAAGAAAAUCCAAAUGGAAUUGGACAGACAUUUUUGGCCGUCCUGUGACUGACAGUUAAGCUUUGUUCCAGGACACUUUGAACAUGGAUAUAGGUCGAUAAAUAUCGGACAAAACUGUUGCAUAUCUGAAGCGCAUCUCUAUGAUCUGGGAUCAAAAGCGAAAGGAGUCUAUUUUAAAUCUGACACAUGAUCAGGAUCGGAUUUGUGCACCAACACGGGAUUGAUGGUCCUUAUACCUGUGUGCGUGUCACUCACCUCCUGUCUGGCGUGAUUUGACCUUUUGUAAGGCUACUAGCUCAAUUAAUAGAUGAGUACAAUAAAACAGUCACGCGCUGCCGUUUACCUAAGUGAAAGGUAGCAGCGAUUUUGGCAACAGAGAAACAUUGGCCCAGAAGCCGCCUGUGCAACGUUGUGCGACACCUUUUUUCCCUCCAGGCAACACUAGAAAAAUUGGAUUUGGAAGUUGAGCCAUGGAGCCCCUCCGCCUGGACGCAUAACCUAGUCUGUUGCAUGUGCUUCGGUAACCCGGGGUACAGUCGAUCGAAAGGAUCUUAUCUUCUGGCUGGCUUGUGUCUCUCCGAGAAGCGUGUAAGAUGGCUGGAAGUGACUGCUCGUGGAAAUAUUACCUCUGGAUUCUGACAGUCAUGUGCAGAUACGCGUUACCCGCAGCCAAAUCACUGGAGUCUGUCGUGUGGAAUUCACAAAAUCCCAAGUUUGUGUCUGGGAAGGGCUUGGUGAUCUACCCGGAAAUCGGUGACAAACUGGACAUUAUCUGCCCCAAAGGGGACAUGGGAAGACCAUAUGAGUUUUAUAAACUCUACCUGGUGAAGAAAGAGCAGGCCGAGUCCUGCAGCACCAUACUGGACCCCAAUGUGCUGGUGACCUGCAACAAACCAGAGAAAGACAUCAAAUUCACCAUCAAGUUCCAGGAGUUCAGUCCAAACUACAUGGGACUUGAAUUCAAACGCAUGGCAAACUAUUACAUCACCUCAACUUCUAAUGGAACACAGGAAGGGUUGGAAAACAGAGAAGGUGGGGUUUGUAGCACGAGAUCCAUGAAGAUCAUCAUGAAAGUGGGCCAAGAUCCAAAUGCACCAGAUCCAGAUUUAACGGACCUCCCAGACCAGGACCGGGAAAAUGAGAUCAAGGACCCCACAACCAGCCCUUCCCGCAAGAUAGACCGAGACCGAAACAGAGACGCAGAUGGGAACGGAUCCAUAAUGCCUGGCAGAGACACAAGAAACCAGGAUAACAGUCCUGGUUCGGUGGAAAGUAUUUUCGGCUCUAAAGCAGCUCUCUUUGCUGCCAUUGGAGCCGGCUGUGUCAUCUUCCUCCUCAUCAUCAUCCUCCUCAUCGUCUUGCUCCUCAAGCUUCGCAAGAGAACCCGCAAACACUCGCAGUCCAGGGGCGGAACCGCCCUGUCACUCAGCACUCUGGCCACACCCAAAGGAGCCGCCCAGGCCGGCUCAGAACCGAGUGACAUCAUCAUCCCCCUGCGGACAACAGACAAUAACUACUGUCCACACUAUGAAAAAGUGAGCGGAGACUAUGGGCACCCCGUCUACAUAGUGCAGGAAAUGCCGCCCCAGAGCCCCGCCAAUAUCUACUACAAAGUCUGAGAGAACAAGAGCGAAGCAACUGCAAUAAGAACUUGUUUUUGUAAGGUAUCCUGAAUCUUUUUUUCAUUACCUAACCCCGUCUGCUCCGUGUGCGAGAGGUUGGAGAGGGAGAAGUGGAAAAGAGGAAUAAAAAAAGACUAUGUGGAUGAUAUUCCUCUCAGAUUUCCUUCCCUCCGUCCCUUUUCUGAACACUACACUGUGUGUAUGUGUGUGUGUGCCUCUCGCUCUCGAUGUGUGUGAAAUGGCAGAAAACCUCUCCAAAUUGCGUGGCACUCAGGCACGGACUUCACUGCUGAAGAACAGCCGACAACCAAUCACAGAGGGACGCUAGAGUGACAUCACAAAGCAGGAAGCUCUCAUUUGUGUUUUUUGUACCAUUACGACUCUUCGCUUAGUUUUUUGUCUGUAUUUCAUCCAUCACAGUGUUUCGUUUUUAUCAGCAUCAACUUGAUUCUUGCAGCUUUCGCAGUGUCUCGCUCACAGAAAAUGUCUUAAACACUGUUACGAAUGCCGCUCUCUUCCUCACACACUCAAUAGGUCCUCUCAUUUCCUUGCGUCUCUCCAGACACUCGUUCAUUUUACAUGCUGUAGAGGCAAUUGAACAAAAACACACACACUUUGGUGUUCACAGGUCAGUAACAAACAGCUUCUCGGUGGACAUGCGAGUGAGUGAAAUAGGGAAUUUAAUAUGUAAACACCAGUGUCAGACCUUCCAGAACUCCCAGUCUGCUUUUUGUUCCUUUGAGAAUUGUUUCAGUUGAAAUUCUCUCUCCUCUCAGCCGAACACAAGUAGUUUUUUGUUAUCUGUUGUCAGUGAUGCGUGAAGUGCUGAAUAAUAUUUGUAUCUUAUCAUUAUGUUUUUUUUCUUAUUCUAUCUCCCAAAGGUUUGUAGGUCAAAAACAUCUUUAGGGAUUUGCCUCUACACCAUGAGCCUAUGACCUCUUUUCAGUCACAAACAUACAAACAUAUAACUUUGCAUAAUUUUGUCCACUAACACAGUUUUUUUUUUUUUUUUGUCUGUUUGGAUGUAGACAUGGACUCUUACAGUAUGACUGUGUGUAUGUAGAGUCCCAUGCAGAAGCCAAAAAUCCAUUGACAUACAGAACACAUGAAAUUAUGCCUUCACCUCUCCCUCCUCUCAGAUAUGCACAUAAAUUAUCCCUGUUUGCAAACAAACACAAGCAAAAAAAAAAUCAUCCACGAAUCAGAGAAUCAAAACAAGCUCACCAUAUCAUCCUGGAAAAUCUAGUGCUAGAUCUAUUUUUAUAUGGACUGCACGGGAAAUGAUAAACAGCAAACAGUGGCGGCAGGUGUGUUUACACCUAUGCUAAUUUAAAAUUAGCAGCAUUGCAUCUGGCCUCCAGCGCAACCAAUCAGAGGAAGCCCAAUAUUUCUCUGUAGCUUUCUCAUAAAAUAGAUUUUUAAAUAAUAUUUCGAUUAGGGUUUACUGCUGUUGUUUUUUGUUGUUGUUUCUUCUUAAUUUAGUUUCUAAGGCCCGAGAUUAUGUAAAUAAUGUAUGUUGGGAAAAAAAUGUUGAAUAUGAAAGUUCCAUUUUAUGAGAGACCCUGUUAAUGAAAAUAUAAUUAGGAAUUUUGAAAAUGCAAAAGUUUUUGUAAAUAGUCUUUUUUUGGAAAAAGACAUUUUGUAAGUAAAAUGUUUCCUGUCUCA
Messenger RNA from Cyprinus carpio (common carp), 3602 nucleotides. Its product is annotated as ephrin-B1-like. Gene Ontology annotation, cellular component: plasma membrane. Gene Ontology annotation, molecular function: ephrin receptor binding. Gene Ontology annotation, biological process: axon guidance; ephrin receptor signaling pathway. The record is from RefSeq and is a predicted model, not a curated record. Lineage: Eukaryota; Metazoa; Chordata; Actinopteri; Cypriniformes; Cyprinidae.